UCUCCCCAGACCUGCCCGCUCCUGCUGCGGGUCUUCACCACCAACAACGGCCGCCACCACCGAAUGGACGAGUUCUCCCGCGGGAACGUGCCUUCGAGCGAGCUGCAGAUCUACACUUGGAUGGACGCAACCUUGAAAGAACUGACUAGUUUAGUAAAGGAAGUCUACCCAGAAGCCAGAAAGAAGGGCACGCACUUCAAUUUUGCAAUUGUUUUUAUGGAUCUUAAAAGACCUGGAUAUCGAGUUAAGGAGAUUGGCAGCACCAUGUCUGGCAGGAAGGGCACUGAUGACUCCAUGACUCUGCAGUCACAGAAGUUCCAAAUAGGGGAUUAUCUGGACAUAGCCAUCACGCCUCCAAAUCGGGCACCGCCUUCGUCAGGGAGGAUGAGACCAUACUGAAUCCUAUUGACUUUCUUGAAGUUAUUUUUCAGCCAGUUUGUAAAAUAAACUUACUUGAUCCUUUCUUCCCCCGGACUUUGCCAUUAAGCCUUUAAAUUUUCAACAAAUUGUAACACAUUUAUUUAGGAAUUAGAGUUGAUGUACUUUGGUAUAUUAAAGAGAGUCCAUAUGUUUUAAGCCCUUCUGUAAAAUAUGAAGAAAAGUGCUCUUAGCAUUCUGUAUAAAGCUGUAUUGUGAAAUACAUGUGUUCAAUCAG
Molecule: messenger RNA, 655 nt
Organism: Mastomys coucha (southern multimammate mouse)
Lineage: Eukaryota; Metazoa; Chordata; Mammalia; Rodentia; Muridae
Gene: Sap18
Product: Sin3A associated protein 18
Exons: 3
Biological process (GO): negative regulation of DNA-templated transcription
Cellular component (GO): nucleus
Molecular function (GO): transcription factor binding; transcription corepressor activity
Source: RefSeq, a predicted model, not a curated record